Ixodes scapularis (black-legged tick) is the source of this 9123-nucleotide messenger RNA. RefSeq names its product glycogen debranching enzyme. Gene Ontology annotation, molecular function: 4-alpha-glucanotransferase activity; amylo-alpha-1,6-glucosidase activity. Gene Ontology annotation, biological process: glycogen catabolic process; glycogen biosynthetic process. NCBI's taxonomy places the organism in Eukaryota, Metazoa, Arthropoda, Arachnida, Ixodida, Ixodidae. The record is from RefSeq and is a predicted model, not a curated record. The coding region runs from base 2360 to 7240 and encodes 1626 amino acids. The transcript is spliced from 28 exons.
CGCGCAGUGCGAACUGCAGCGUCCGCCGUCCCAGAGGACAGCCGGGAAGCGAGUCGGGUGGUGGAAUGCCUGCGGGUCUCCUCGCUGCUGCUGCCUCCACGCUGCAGGCGCUACCUGCACCUCUUGCUGCGAUUUGUCUUCAAGGCGUCCAAGAACGACCAGCUGCGGCUCUGCCCCGGGCGAGGGAACCUGGAAGUGUUGCUGGACGCCUUCGCCGGCGCGUUUGUGAGUGCGGCGGGUGAGCUGGCCCCCGAAAGUGCCCGGGAGCUGCUCCGUUUCCUGGUGCGCCACUGCGACCGCAUCAUGGCGCCCCCUGGGGAGCUCCGGCGCGAGGUCGAGGCCCGCCAGGCCAUCUUGCGUAGGGGCACGGGCGGUCUGGAAGAUCCGGCAGAGCGUGUCCCAGCGCCCGGCUUCUGCCAGCGGGUGUCGCGGGAGCAGUUUGAGGCCCAGAAGCGGGCCCUGUCGGAGCGGGCCCUCUUGGACCUGCUGGACGACAUCCUCCAAAACCCGAGGAUCUCGGACAGGGAGCGCAGCCUGCGGGUCAAGCAGUUCCAGCACAACUACCCGUCCAUCUACGGGAAGAAGAGCUGCGAGGUGACGGCGUUCAGGAGGAACAGCCGCUCUCGGGCGACAGUCAUGGGCCUCCUCAGGAGCUUCAGACUCUGACCCGGCGAGCCAGGAGCACUGGCGAGUCGGCAGCGCCGGCGAGCCGCCAGCAGUGGCCGCAGCACCACGGGCAACUGCGCCCCUCGUUUGGGUGCCAACUUUCGUGCGUCUUGGGACUUCCCGGAAGCGUCACUGCUUACUUACGUACCUUGGGCUUCCUUCCAUGCGCUUAAUGGCGGGAUCUUUCAGGAACCCACUGUCUGGUUCGGUGCUGAAGCGCCUCAUACAUUCUCGGCUUCUUGCGCUCUGUUUCGUCACUGCCCAGAUUGCUGCUUUGUUUGGCAGCGUUGCUCAAUUGUUUUACUCAGGAAUGUUUCUACAAAUGCGUGACUCUCUUGCACCUUCAGUGUCGCCACUGACGGGAGCCGCGCAUGUGUUCUCAAGAUGAUGGCGUUAUACAUGCCCAUCUUUACAGUACCUCCUUCCUCGCUACGUCUUCGGAAGGGGGGGCGGUGACUUUUCACGGCUUUCUCGCUAAGAUUGUGUUCCGACAUCCGACACACACUAGUCACGAGCACGUACAAACCACCCCAUAUUUACAAAUAUCCACCUGAAAGCAUUUGUGUAACCAGGAAAUUCCUCUUGCGGGACCACUUACCACGUUUGUUGUUGGUCAAGUUGGCAGAAAACACUGCAGGAAAUGCAGGCACAAGGUGGCGGACACAUGUGCAGUGCUGACUCGUGACUUCUUUUAUUUUACUUUUAUAAACACAAAAAUGAUUAAAGCACGAAAAGGAUCAAGGCAGGACGCCUCUGUUGUAUUUUUUGCUUGGCAGCACGCUUGUUUCCAGAGCUGGUUUCAGUGCAUAGUGCAAGUUCGUCUGCUUCUUUUGCAGGGGUUGUGGUGACGUCAGAAUGCCGCGCUCUGAUUGGUUCUGAAUGAAGGAUAGUGGGUAGACCUCAAGGCAGCUUGCUUUGAGGUCUACCCACUAUCCUUCAAUUGAAGCCAAUCAGAGCUCGGCAUCUUUCUGAUGCCACUGCAACUCCUGCGCAAGAAGCAGACGACUUGCUCUCCGGAUAGGACCAGCUUAAGACUAUGUGAAAAAAUGCACUGCCAAAGCUGGUGCAUGAGCGGAUUCGCUUGUGAAAUCGAGUCUCAAGCGAAGAGGUUACCUUUUCGUGUUUCUUCAUUUACUUGUAUGUUUAUAGAAGUAAAAGAAAAGCUACCAGUCAGCACUCUGUGUGUCCUCCUUGUCUAUGUUUUUUUUGCACUGUUUUCUAACCUUCCAACCAUUUUAUCCUGUAUUAACCAAAACUUAAUGCGUGUGCCAUGUUUUUUAAGUGUGAAAGCGAUCUGAAAAAGUUGCAAUAAAUAUGAGCUGCCUGUUCUGCAUUGAAACAGAAGGGGCUCUGCUUCAAGCAGUCCAAAUACUUUGAGGGAGAGCUAGAAAACUGUGGAUGACUCAAUCUCCAAGACACGCAUUCAAAAGCAGCGAAGUUAUGCAGGUGAGUUUUCGGCAAAGGAAAACGUCUGAAUUAAAGUGCCUUCGUCGGAAUAGUUGAUACAUACGAUUCCAUAGCUCAUUCAGAGGCAUUUUCCCUGUCUUCGGGAAACGGCCAAGCUAACCGCGCGUUUCCCUGCGCGGAAUGAGGAACCGUGUUGCGAGUCCGAGAAAGAAGACGAAGAACGAGGCGUUCCAGUUGCUUGCAUCGCAUUGUCCCACGAUGCGAGACGGGUCCCAAGGCAGGAGGCAUGGCGCUCGAUCGAGGCGGCGGUAGUCCCAAUGAAGAGACGCUCAACUCGGCCGCCUACUCGAGCGGCAUCUUCGCCACGUUCGCUUCCGCACGGGAGCGGAGAGCGCACCUGAUGCAGCAGUUUAACACGAGAAAAUUCUACCGGUCCUACACGCACCCUCCGAAGCCCCCGCUGGUGGCCUCCCUGGAAUCCAAUGGCAUCUCGGAGCAUGCGAUGCACAUGGCCAACUGGUCGGACAGCGAGGCAGUCCACCCCAGCUUCCCCAUCAACGUCUUUGCACUCAACUAUGGCGUCCUAGAGAGCACCAUCUACCGACUGCCCAAAAAGACCAGAGUCCGCUUCAUCCUGGGGCCCUCGCUCUAUGGCAAGAAGCCCACCCUGUACAUGAACGUGCCGCCGCAGCCCAACGUGGGCUUUGAGAGGAACAAAUACCACAAGGUGCCGUGGUCCCACGACGUCCACAACCCCGGCGACGAGACGGCCUACUUCGCCGACGUUGUCUUCAGCACAGCCGGCAGCUUCCACUACUACUUUGUCUGCGACGACGAUGCGACCCCUGGCAACGCGGGCUCCGGCUACUUCCUGGUGGACCCCGUGCUGAGGUACGGGGAUGGGGAGGAGCUUCCUCUGGACUGCAUCCAGUGCCAGACGGUGUUGUCCAAGUGUCUGGGACCCCUGGACUCGUGGCUGCCCAAGCUGCGGGUGGCCCAUGAAAGCGGCUACAACUUCGUCCACCUGAGCCCCAUCCAGGAGCUGGGCGCCUCGCGGUCGUCCUACUGCAUCCGCGACCACCGCAGGCUCAACCCCGACUUCAGCCACGGGGUCAGCGAGCGCUCCUUGAAGGAUGUGGCCAAGAUCGUGGACACCAUGUGCAGGGAGUGGAAGGUGCUGACUCUGACGGACGUGGUGCUGAACCACGUGGCCAACGAGACCCCCUGGAUCAGGGAGCACCCGGAGUGCACGUACAACCUGAAGAACUCGCCCCACAUGAAGCCCGCCUUUCUGCUAGACGUGGCGCUCCACUGCUUCACCCUGGAGAUCGCCGAGGGCAAGUGGGAGGCUGAGGGGGUGCCACCCACCAUCAGCAAGGAAGAGCACCUCGACGCGCUGCGGCGCAUCGUGAACCUGCACUGGCUGCCCCUGCUGCAACUGCACGAGUUCUACACCAUCAACGUGGACGCUCUAGUGGACGUCUUCCACCAGAAGGUGAUUGACCUGGGCGCUCCGACGUCGGCACCGCUGCCCGACAAGCCGCUGACAGUGGUGCAUCACCCGGAGUUCCUCAGGAACGGAUCCACGGUGGACAUGGACAUAGCACUGCGCAUCUUCAAUCGCAACUGGGAGCCCGACAGCCCCGACGCUCCGCACCAGAUUGGGCGCUGCUGCGGCGAGCUGCGUCGCUGCCUGGAGCAGCUGAACGGGACCCAGUGGGGGCUGUUGCACAGCCACCUGCAGGCGGCAGUGGAGAACGUGGUGAAGGGCUGCCGCUACCUCCGACUGCAGCACGACGGGCCCCGCAAGCAGGCCGUCUCCAGGGCCAACCCGCUCGUCGGAAGGUACUUCGUGGUGCUGACGGACGUGCCCGUGCUGAACCUGAAGGAGGCCGAGAAGCUCAUGUUCAGCGAGCGAGCGGCCUUCGUGAUGGCUCACAACGGCUGGGUGAUGAACGACGACCCCCUACGCAACUUUGCCGAGCCGGGCUCGAACGUGUACCUGCGGCGGGAGCUCAUCGCCUGGGGGGACAACGUGAAGCUGCGCUACGGCAGCUCGCCCGAGGAUUGCCCCUUCCUCUGGAACUACAUGAAGGAGUACGUGUGCGAGUCGGCACAGCUGUUCCACGGCCUGCGGCUGGACAACUGCCACAGCACUCCGUUGCCGCUGGCCGAGUACGUGCUCGACGCCGCUCGCAAGGUUCGGCCAGACCUGUACGUAAUUGCGGAGCUGUUCACGUCGCGCGAAGAGGUGGACAACCUGUUUGUCAACCGGCUGGGCAUCAACUCGCUCAUCCGCGAGGCCAUGAGCGCCCCGGACGCCCGGGAACUCGGGCGCCUGGUCUACCGGUUCGGCGGUGACCCCGUGGGGAGCUUCCUGGCGCCGCCCGUCCGGCCGCUGGCGCCGUGCGUGGCGCACGCCCUCUUCAUGGACAUGACGCACGACAACCCGUCGCCGUUCGAGAAGCGCUCGCCGUACGACGUGCUGCCCAGCGCCGCGGUGGUGGCCAUGGCGUGCUGCGGCACGGGCAGCAGCCGCGGCUACGACGAGAUGGUGCCCCACCACAUCCACGUGGUGGAGGAGGAGCGCGAGUUCCUGCCGUGGGGCCAGGCCGCCGCUGCCGUGCACCUCGAGUCCGGCAUCGUGGCAGCGAAGAGGGCUCUCAAUCAGCUGCACUUUGAGCUGGGAAAGCGGGGCUACCGGCACGUCUACGUAGACCAGGUAGAUGGCAGCAUCAUCUCUAUCACGCGCCACUGCCUGGAGACGCACCAGUCCGUGGUGCUGGUGGCGAGGACGGCGUUUCAGCGGCCCUCCAACCCCCUCGAGACCGGCUGCAUCCCGCCCCUCUGCAUCCCGGGCGUAGUCGACGAAAUCGUCUUCGAGGCGCACUGCGUUCGCGCAGCCGACGGGGCCCCCUUUGCCAAGCACGAGAAGUUUGUCAACGGGUCAGCGGAAUAUCAACUGGAGAUGCGCGAGCACAUCUCCCUCCACGAGUCCAAGAUGGUGGAGCUGAGCGAGGCCAGCGAGGCGCACAUCAACGAGCUGGACUUCUCCAACUUUCCCCCGGGAUCCGUCAUCGCAUUCAGGGUGUCCAUGCACGCAACGUCCAAGGCGGCAGUGCAACGCAUCCGUCACCACCUGGCUUCCUUCGGCUACGAUUACUUCGAAGAAACGGUUCAGGCGCCCCAGGCGCCCCGGGCGCCCCCGGAGGACAGCCUGCCAAACAUUGCCGCGGCCCUGACGCUCUCGGAUCUGAACCGGGUCCUGUUCCGAUCGGAUGCCGAGGAGCGGGCCGAGGGCAGAAACUGCGGGGCCUACUGCUUCCAGAGGUUCGGCACCCUGGUCUACUGCGGCCUGCAGGGGCUGAUGUCGGUGCUGUCCGAGGUGCGCUCCAAGAACGACCUGGGUCACCCGAUGUGCGACAACCUGCGGGCGGGCGACUGGCUCAUGGACUACAUCGUGGCACGGCUGGCACAGGAGAAGAGCACCCUCAAGCUCUCUCAGUGGUUCGAGAAGGUGUUUGCCUCGGUGCGGCUGGCGCCCCGCUACCUGAUCCCGUGCUACUUUGACGCCGCCGUGACCUCCGGCUACACGGUCCUUCUCGAAGAGAUCUGGCAGAAGAUGUCUGACUUUGUGAAGCACGGCUCCACCCUGGUGCGCGAGCUGGCCCUGGGCUCGGUGGUGCUGGCGGGCUUUGUGCCGGGCGCGCACCUGCCCCCGCUGUCCAAGCAGCUGGUCCCGCCCCUGCCCCCGCACCGGAUGCAGGGAGACCGCCGGGAGGAGGUCUGCACCACCCUGGCCGCCGGCCUGCCCCACUUUGCGGCCGGGUACAUGAGGAACUGGGGCCGGGACACCUUCAUCUCCCUCCGCGGACUCCUCCUGCUCACGGGGAGGCACCAGGAAGCCAGGUUUCUGCUGCUGGCGUUUGGGGGCUGCCUGCGACACGGCCUGAUCCCCAACCUGCUGGACAAGGGCACGCACGCACGCUACAACUGCCGGGACGCGGUGUGGUGGUGGCUGCAAAGCGUCCAGGACUACUGCAAGGAAGUCCCCCAGGGCUACCUGCUGCUGAAGGACCGGGUGGCGCGCCUCUACCCGACCGACGACAGCCCACCCCAGGAGCCCGGCGCCAAGGAUAUGCCGCUGGAAGAAGUGAUUCAGGAGGCGAUCCAGCGGCACUUCGAGGGCAUCUCGUUCCGGGAGCGCAAUGCAGGGUACCAGAUUGACUCGCAGAUGACCCACGAAGGCUUCAACGUGGAGGCCGGCGUCGACCUGCGGACGGGCUUUGUGCGCGGCGGGAACGCCCACAACUGCGGCACUUGGAUGGACAAAAUGGGCAGCUCGGAGAAGGCUGGUAACAAGGGCCACCCGGCCACGCCCAGGAAUGGAUCUGCAGUGGAGCUUGUGGGCCUGUGCAAGUCCACCCUGCGCUGGCUGGACCAGAUGUACAAGGAGGGCUUCUACCCUUACAACGCCGUGGAGAAGACUGAGCACGGUGUGAAGACGGUGAUGACCUUUGACCAGUGGGGGUCGCUGAUCAAAAAGCACUUCGAGGGCUGCUUCUGGGUGCCCCCCGCGAACGAGCCCACCUCCCCGGACGACCUGCAUCCGCACCUGACCAACCGGCGCUGCAUCUACAAGGACUGCUACGGGGCCGCACCCCCUUGGUCUGACUACCAGCUGCGCCCAAACUUCCCCAUUGCCAUGGUGCUGGCCCCCGAGCUGUUCACGGUGCAAAGGGCCUGGGAGGCACUGAAGGUGGUGCGGGAGGUGCUCGUUGGACCCUUCGGCAUGAAGACGCUGGACCCCAGUGAUCUGAACUACAACGGCUACUACAGCAACAGCAACGACUCAAAUGACUACAAGGUGGCACAUGGAUUCAACUAUCACCAGGGUCCUGAGUGGCUGUGGCCCAUGGGCUACUACCUGCGGGCGCGGCUGUACUUUGCCCACAAGGUGGCCAACAGCGAGGCAGCCUUGCAGGAGGUGCAGGCUGAGAUCAGGGAGGUGUUGGCCAACAAUGGCCAGCUCAUCCAGGCGUCCCCCUGGAGGGGCCUACCAGAACUGACCAACCGCAACGGCGACCCUUGCCUGGACUCGUGCCCCAUUCAGGCCUGGAGCCACGCCUGCCUACUGGAGGUCCUCUACGACAUGCAGAAGAUCUAGGACCACAGGAAGUCUUGAGGCCCCCCCAAGGCCCCAGGGUUUUUCAGACUUCUCGGACUUCCGAGACUGAACUGUGCCUGUGGGAGCUCUAGGGCUUUCGAGGUAUCUCGAGUGGAAGGGAUCUUCAAAACCUUUGGACUUCUGGGCACUUUGGGUCUUUGACAUGUUUAGUUCCUCUAGUCACUUUAUGGCCCCUACAUUAUCUAGGGGUUUUAUGGAUGGGCUUCAAGAGCUCAAGGAGUUGUAAAAGCUUUAUCAGACCGAGGGUCGUAAGGUGUCCUUGAACCUCUGGGCCCUCUGGGCCUUUAGGAUCCGUGGAGAGCUCUGAAAACUUUGGGAACUCCCGAGAGCUCGGAGAUCUCUAGCAACCGCUGGACUCCUUCGUUUCGUUUCGUUUUUGCCACAGUUGACCGAAAGUUGUCCAACGGAGUCUUCGAACCUCCAUACCACCUGGGCUUGUUUACAGCCCUUGCCAGAGGUGCCGGAGGAAUGCUGCUUCUUGAGGAUGGUUCGCUAAAUUGUUCCGCUUUUUCCCAUGUGGCUGGCAAGGAGCUCUAGGCAAGGAUGCCCACAAGGAUGCCCUUUUGAAAAAAGUUUAGCCACCUAAACCGCUGUGGUCAGUCUGUGUUUUGAACUAUUUUGUAGAAAAUGGGUGUUUAUUCUAAACUAGGCAACCUGUUCAGAGCGAGCCUCGGAGUAAAGCUAACAUAAUUUUAAGUUUUAGGACCUUGGUGUUUUUUUUUUAUUCGCUUUAGCAUGGGUUCCUAAAGCUUGGAGCAUGUUAUGAUGCCGAUAUAGGAUAUUCACAAAUGCGAUACUGAUAGCCCGCUGGCAGUUCAUGAGCAUAAAUAUAAAGCAUCAUUGGGGUCACUAGUUGUACUGCCUGCCAAGCUAUGCAGCUUCUUCAUGAAGUUGUUAAAAUUGCACUUCUCGUAAAAGCCUUCAUACUUAUCGACUGCUGAAGGAUGCUUGUUUAAUUGAGGUCACAAAUGGUGGGCUGCAAGAUGGCAUGUGCUUUGGAAACCGGGAUGAAUACGAAACUGACAUGCAAAUGUUCAGGACAAAACACACACACACACAAACUAUGUACCUAAUCACAAUAUUUGGCAGUCUGGACACGAAUGUGUUUAAGGAGCCUUGAGCACACCAAUAAGUAAACCCCAUCCUUGGGAGUUGUGCUGUUCAUUGCCUCAGCACUUCCGGCAUCGAGCAUUUUACAAAUCUGAUGCGUGCAAUCUGAGCCAGUGCUACUCACAAUAAUUUCAACUUUUAUGGUACGUGUAUGACGUUAUCUAAUGUGCACUUGCACAUUCUUGUUUCUAAUGGAGACCCUCUCCUUUACAAUACUCAAAAAUAAAAUUGUGCCAUGUUGAGCUUUUGGAAAUUGAGAAGUGUGUCCAAUGGAAGUGCUAUAUUGCCAGUUUUCCUUCCAGACUAUCAAAAUGUCAGACGUUCCUUCUCUCGAAGUUGAUGUUUAAUAAAUAUAUUUAUUAUUUCUAAGAGGAUCCAUGACUUGUCCCAAGAGUUGUGUGCAGUGUUCUGGAAGGCAAGAGUGCACUUUCAGAAAACGCGACAUGUGUGCAGUAACCAGAGUGCAACGUGCCUUUGACAGCUCUGCAUACCACUUGAAAGAUGGAGUAUAGGUGGCAUAUGCAAGGUCUUUUGCAGUUAUUGAAAGCAAGGUACAAGUUUUUUUUGUUUUUUUUUAUGCAUGUACAUAAUGUGAUUGGUAUAUUUUGAACUUUGGGGAAUGCAAAUGUUCGUCAUGCGAUGGGCAGUAAAAAUGUUGCGCGUCGAUACGUGCAAGCCCGACUGACUUUGCUUCGGAUAUAUUGUAAGGUUUGCCCAUCAUAUAUGCUAGGCAAUAAAAUUUGGGUCUGGAA